AUUUACUCGCAGUACUUUGCAUUUUUUUAAAAUUGGAUGGUUAACAUUUGAUCUGCAAUCACUUGGAGAACGAAACAACUGAAGAGUGUAGAAAGUAUUUUCAAGAAUUAGCACGGCAAGUACCAACUGUUUGUUUCCUAAAUCUCCAGAAAACGUACAAGAUUUAGCGUUGAUCACCAUUGACUCCCUCGGAUUAUUGUACGUGCAGAAAUAAAGAGUUUUGGUCCCGGAUUUUCGCACAAACUUUCACAUAACCUAUCCACCGUAAUAAGCGCCGCGAUGGAAAAUCCGCUCAAAGAGAAGUUAGAUAAAACGAUUUAUUCCCCACCUGCAAAAGAGAAACGCUCCUGUUUUAACAACUUGAAGCUAUUUCUUGCAGCCUUGUCCUUCUUGUAUCUUGCAAAAGCAUUGGCUGGGAGCUAUAUGAAAAGUACUAUCACACAACUGGAGAGACGUUUUGACUUGCCUAGCUCCCUGGUUGGUAUCGUUGAUGGAAGCUUUGAAAUUGGGAAUUUGCUAGUGAUUUCAUUUGUGAGCUACUUUGGAGCAAAAUUUCAUCGUCCUAAGUUAAUCGCAUUUGGAAGCCUCACCAUGGGCCUUGGAACCUUAUUAAUAGCUAUGCCUCAUUUCUUCAUGGGGCGCUACAACUAUGAAACAGCACUUAAAUUUUCGGGCAAUUCAACCACAGGAGCCUCCCAAUGUUCAAAUGACUCCAGAAGCACAGAAUCUGUGGAGACUUCAUCUGUGCCCCUUCCCGGUUGUGAGAAAGAGGGAGGCUCGCCAAUGUGGAUAUUUCUAUUCCUUGGUAAUACUUUGCGAGGAAUAGGUGAAGCUCCAACUGGACCACUGGGGAUAUCUUAUCUUGAUGAUCAUGCCAUAGAGGAAAAUGCAUCUUUUUACAUUGGAAUUUUACACACGAUUACCCUCGUGGGCCCAGUGUUUGGAUUUUUACUAGGAUCAUAUUGUGCCAAGCUUUUUGUUGACAUUGGAUUUGUUGAUUUGGGGAGGGUUACAAUUACCCCAAAGGAUGCAAGAUGGGUUGGUGCUUGGUGGCUUGGAUUUUUAAUUUCUGGAGGAGUUGCCAUUCUUGCUGCCACCCCCCUCUUGUUCUUUCCAAGAUCUCUAACCAAGGAGUUGAGAAAGAAUGAACCGAGCAAUACCUGUGAAAAGAUGGAAUUUAUCAAAGAGGAUCAGAGCGAAGUUGCAGGAAGUGAUACUAACCCAACGGUUACUACAACAAGUAACAACAAGUGCAAACGAGGUUUUAUUUCAUCAAUAAAAUCACUGAUUACCAACCAUAUCUUUGCCCUGUAUUUGUUGUCGAUGGUCCUGCAAAGCAACUCCAUAGUUGGCUUGAUAACCUAUAAAGCCAAGUUUAUUGAGCAACACUAUGGACAGUCGGCAUCAAAGUCCAACUUCGUAAUCGGACUCAUAAACAUCCCUGCAGUGUGCCUUGGAAUUUUCUUUGGUGGUUUGGUGAUGAAAAGAUUCAAAAUGAAUAUUAUUCAAGCUGUAAAGAUGUGCAUUUGCUGCGGUACCUUGGGUUGGUUACUGUCACUCACCUACUUUGGAAUGGGCUGUGAGAAUUCUCACGUGGCUGGUUUAACCGUCUCCUAUGAAGGCAAGCCCCAUAUCUCCUUUGAGGGAGAUGGCCUGUACCAGGACUGUAACAUUGGAUGCUCUUGCUCACAAACACAGUGGGAGCCCAUUUGUGCUGGAAAUGAGAUGACAUAUGUAACACCAUGUCUCGCUGGGUGCAAGACAUCUUCUGGAGUGGGGAAGAAUACAGAGUUCCACAACUGCAGCUGUAUUUCUGCUCUGAUGGCCACAAAUUCUUCAGCCCGUCUAGGACAAUGUCCUAAAUCAGCCGAUUGUGAAAAAUAUUUCUUCUACUACGUGGCAUUUAGUGUUCUGAGUGCUUUUAGUUCCUCCUUUGGCUCUGUUCCCGGAUACAUGAUCUUACUCAGAUGCACUGAACCAGAGCUAAAACCAUUGGCAAUAGGUAUACAAACCUUGAUAGUUAGAUUACUUGCUGGAAUCCCAGCUCCAGUUUACUUUGGAGCUUUGAUGGACAGAACAUGUCUGAAGUGGGGGGCAAAGAAAUGCGGGGGGCGAGGGGCCUGCAGAAUUUAUGACUCUGUUGCUUUCAGGAACGUCUACUUGGGAUUGCAGGUAGCUUUGCGUGGAUUCGGUAUAAUUCUGUUUUUUGGCAUUCUGGUGCUAGUAAAGAAACGAUUUCAAGCCAAGGACCAACAUACAGCACCAAAAUGUAAUACAGAAGUCAUGCCUUUUCAGGACAAGAGUAGUGGGCCUGGUAAUGGAGAUCUUCCAGCUAGAGUAGACAUCAGUGACACAGAAAAGGAAUCGCAUUUCUAAAAUGAACUUCAUUCCUUGGUGCAAAAUGAAAUGAUAAGUUUUCAAGUUAAACAUUUUAGAAGCAAAAUGUUUUGUUUUCAUCUUUGUUAAUUAUAGAAUUGAAGUAUAUUAUGUUUUAAGAUUUGAAGAAUUACAUGAAAUAAUACAUUAACUCAGCUUUAAAUAUGUGGUAGUCAGAAAGUUGUCCAUAUCAAGUAAGAUAUUUGGACGAAAUUUAUUUUCAAAGAAGAUUUAUUGUAUCUAUGGAACAAUAACUAUUAAGUGAAUUUUAAAUAUUCUUUUAGCCUGAGCAUUGAUUGAAAACGGAGUCUAUCCCCUCUUCAGCCACAUUAAGGUGACUCUUGCCACCCCUUGUACUGCAAUGAACUUGGUAGAAAAUAGGACAAGGAUUCGCGACAAGCCUGUUUUGUGGCAACUUUCAACUGAAGGGUAUUCCCUGAAACCUUAACUGAAUUACUCUUUGCUCAGAUACUGCCUGAGAAAUCUCAGCAAUUUUGUUCUUAUUUUGGCACAGCCUGUUUCUGUACACGUAUUCAACACUAUCUUAUUUUGUUCUAAUAUUUCAGUUGUUGGCCACAGGCUGCUGGGUAGAUCAAAAAUAAGAAUAUUUAAUGCCUUUCCUUAUGACCGUGAGCCUUCGCUAUGAGGUUGUGUUGUUCACACCUUGAGUGCUUGUUCAUCUGUUUUCCAUCGAUUCAAUAAUGGCAGUUUAUUGUGCACUAAAUCCAGUUUAUUGGAUUGCUUAGGUGCUUUUAGUCUUUGACUUCUCUGCAUCUAACUCUAUCCUCGACAACAUUUAUUGCCAGGUUUGUGAUACAUUCUGUCUUUUUCUGGAUAGAAUAAGAAGGAAAAAAUGGUAGCAUCGUUUUCAACCGGUUGUUUUAAGUAUUUAUCUUUGCAUUGUUCUUAAUUCCAAAAAUAAAAAUCUUUAAAGUG
Messenger RNA from Mobula hypostoma (lesser devil ray), 3312 nucleotides. Its product is annotated as solute carrier organic anion transporter family member 1C1-like. NCBI's taxonomy places the organism in Eukaryota, Metazoa, Chordata, Chondrichthyes, Myliobatiformes, Myliobatidae. Gene Ontology annotation, cellular component: plasma membrane. The coding region runs from base 280 to 2376 and encodes 698 amino acids. The record is from RefSeq and is a predicted model, not a curated record. The transcript is spliced from 15 exons. Gene Ontology annotation, biological process: transmembrane transport; sodium-independent organic anion transport. Gene Ontology annotation, molecular function: protein binding.